GCCAAGACGUGCUGGGAGGUGCUGCAGGGGCGGCAGGCCGCUUGGCGACUCUUGACGUGGUUGCUGACGUGGAGCAUGGCGAGCGUUGAAUGCCGGCAGGCCGUGGCCGCAGACGCCACACUGCAGCAGCAGCAUCGGCGGGGCCGCAAUGCCACACUGCAGCAGCAGCAUCAGCGGGGCCGCAAUGCUGCCAGAGCCCGGUUGCUGCUGGGCGGAGCGUUGUUCACGGCGGGCGCGGCCUCCGGCGUCACAGCUGUGUUGAACCUGGCAGGUGGGCGGCGCCGCCAGCUCGGCCGCGUGCGUACCGGAGCGCUGCGGAGGCCGGCGCUGCCGCCAGCCUGGCGUGGCUGCGGGAGCAUGGUGUGUCCUGAGCGGGCCAAGACGACGUCGCGCUCCUGGCCCCCCCGCUGUGGGGUUGGGACCUGGCGACUCCCUAGUGGACUGCGGGCCGUGGGCUGCCGCAUGGGCUUGGGAGGAGCUCAAAGCGGCGGCUUCGCACCGCUGAUGGAUCAGGCGCGGAGAAAGCAGCAACAGGCGGAAGAAGAGGCGGAGGCGGAGGCGGAGGCGGAGGCGGAGGCGGAGGCGGAGGCGGAGGCGGAGGCGGAGGCGGAGGCGGAGGCGGAGGCGGAGGCGGAGGCGGAGGCGGAGGCGGAGGCGGAGGCGGAGGCGGAGGCGGAGGCGGCGCACGCGUAUAAGGCGAGCCGCUUGCGGCGGUGGAAGGAGCAGCGGCAGUGGAAGCCAUGACAGCGGCGGCAUUGAUGGGGCCGGCGGCCCUAAGGACCGGGCACUGGGAGCCCUGGGUGUGCUGAUAGAGGAUAGGUGCGGGUGCAGGCAAGGCGUCUGGCUGCGGCGCGCCGGCAGUGGCGACACCACGGAUGACCCUGCUUUGGCGCCGUCUGGCUGGUGCUGUGUCGAUCGCCGGCGUAGUCCGGCGUAAGCCCACUGGGGCAAUUAUCCUGGAAGCUUGGCUGGUCUAGAUUAAUGCCAUGCUCUGCCAAGCAACAUAGUAAAUGUUUCGUACACGGCUGCGGGGUGCGGCAUGUUUCGGCAUAACUGGCGGCGGCCGGGUUAGUGAGGUUACCGGGAUGCUGACCUGGAUCCCAUCGAUUCGACGAUU
Molecule: messenger RNA, 1117 nt
Organism: Chlamydomonas reinhardtii
Lineage: Eukaryota; Viridiplantae; Chlorophyta; Chlorophyceae; Chlamydomonadales; Chlamydomonadaceae
Exons: 3
Coding region: 76-744 (222 amino acids)
Source: RefSeq, a predicted model, not a curated record